UGUUUUUGUGUGUGUGUGAACAAGGUUAUCACCAGCAAUCGAUCAAUCAAUCAAUCGAUACGUGAUGAUUAAAAUUGGGAUAAUGUUUAUGCGUGUUUAUAAACACAAUCCACACACACACACAACAGUUGGACCUAAAAAGAAAUAAUCACAUUUGGCGACAAGUUUUUCAUGUAUUGAACACUAGAUGGUGACAAUUGAAAUUCAUUGAAAUUCCUCCUUUUUUUUAUCCUCCUCAUGGCAUGAUUCAAUUCAUAAUUGAAUCGAACUGAAUAUCAAUGCAUGCAGUAUGAUUGUUACUUGCAUAAUUUUGCAGUGACUUUGAUAAAUCUUAACGCUAUUUGCUUUCUCAUCAUUUCAGCAUUAUUUGUUUUUUGUUGUUGUUGUUUCUCUUUCGAUUUAGAUGCUGAUGAGCACAUCUCUAUAAUUUUUUUUUUUUUUUUUUUUUGAUGAAUUCAUUCCGUAUAUAUAUCGCUUAGAACAUUUAUUGAAUUUUGUCUCAAACAAUGUUGGCAUCAUCAUCAUCAUCCUUAUUAUUCAUUAACCCUACUGUUAAGCUGGCAACAAUUCCUUUUUCAAUCAUGUAUACCUUUGCUAUUGCUUAACGACAGCUUUAUUUUUAUUUUCUAAAAAAAUUCAAAGUCAUUUUGACGAAUCAAAAUAAUUGUAAACAAUUUCCAUCACUACCAUCGUUGGAAUCGCUCCAUUUGGCCGUUGUUUCGAUUCAAUUAUUGGUCCACAAGUGAACAUUUUCAUCAUACUAGAAUUGGUUUGUCUACAAUGAAUCCUAUCAUUACUGAAUCAAAAUUACCUUUGCUUCGAUUCGGUGUUGUUGCUGAUGUUCAAUAUGCUGAUAAUGAUGAUAAACAAGCCUGGUAUAAUCCAACUAAAACACGAUUCUAUCGAAAUUCAUUGAAACAAGUGACAAAAGCAUUCGAAUAUUGGGAAUCUAUUGGCAGAUCGGAUGGCGAUUGUCCUAUUGGAUUCAUCCUUCAAUUGGGCGAUAUUAUCGAUGCAUUAAGCAAAUCAAUCUGUAGCCGUUCAGCUAUUGAUCGUACGCUAGGUUGUUUUUUAAACAAUGCUAAAAUGCCUACUUUUCAUACGGUUGGAAAUCACGAACUUUAUAAUUUUAACCGAUCUGAACUUUGUCAUUUGUUCGAUGAAUAUCUUUUCCAUCAUGGUGUACAUGAAAGUUUGAAUGUUUCUCAUCCGAAUGUGAAUGGAAUUGAUACGAAAACAUUGUAUUAUCGAUUCAAACCUCGACCUGGUAUUAAAUUCAUAUCAUUAGAUACUUAUGACAUAAGCGUAUUGGGAUAUGAUCAAAAUCAUCCAAAAUAUCAGCUAGCAUCAAACGUAUUACGAUCAUAUCAUCAUUGUGAUGAUUGGAAUGUAUGGGACAGUGAUAAGGAUUUAAACGAUGCUGAUAAACGAUUUCAAUCAUCGAAUGGAGCAUUAAGCCCAGAACAAUUACAAUGGUUGGAUGCUGAACUAACUGAAUCGGAUCUUAUGAACGAAAUGGUCAUCGUAUUCGGUCAUGUUGGCCUACAUCCAGAAUCCUGUGGCUGGGAUUCAAUACUUUGGAAUUAUGAUCAAGUUAUCGAUUGUUUUAAUCGUCAUGAAUCAGUGGUAGCUUAUUUUAAUGGCCAUGCACAUAAUUGUGGCUAUGCAUAUGAUGGUAAUGUUCAUUAUAUUGUUCUGCAUGGCAUUAUAGAAACACCACCAGAUAUUGAAGCAUUCACUACGGUUACUAUUCAUGAUGAUCAUAUGCUUAUUGAUGGUAUGGGUGUUGAACGAAAAAUUCUCGCCAGUUAUCAUAAAACAUUUGCCUUCGAUCCUAUUGUUCCAGAUUAUAAUGUUCAAAAUCAUUUGAUUAGAAUGCCUAUUACAGUUGGCCUUGAUGAAUAUCAUACGGAGAUGGAUAUUCCUAAUACAAUCAAAAUCAAAGUCUAGUUUUUAUUCUUAACCAAUUUUAAUGAUUGUUACUAUUAUUUUUUUUUGAUUAAUAUAGAUUAUUUUAAUUUUAUAAUAAUAAUAAGAUAAGAAUUGUCAAUGUCAUUUAAUAUAUUGCUUUUCUUGUUGCGUUGUUAGCCAAUUCAAAUAAAAUGGUAUUCGUGAGAUUUUUUUCUUUA
This is a messenger RNA of Dermatophagoides farinae (American house dust mite), 2129 nucleotides long. Its product is annotated as manganese-dependent ADP-ribose/CDP-alcohol diphosphatase. NCBI's taxonomy places the organism in Eukaryota, Metazoa, Arthropoda, Arachnida, Sarcoptiformes, Pyroglyphidae. The record is from RefSeq and is a predicted model, not a curated record. Gene Ontology annotation, molecular function: CDP-glycerol diphosphatase activity; 2',3'-cyclic-nucleotide 2'-phosphodiesterase activity; ADP-ribose diphosphatase activity.